AUGAAUUAAAUUAAAAUAUUUAUUGGAAAUGAUCAUGCUGCAUUAGAAUAUAAAAAUAUUUUAUUAGAAUUUUGCAAAAAAAAGAACUAUUAAAUCGAUGAUAAAGGAACAUUUACAAACUAAAGUUGCGAUUACAAUGAUUAUGCAGUUAAUGUAUGCAAUGAAGUAAUAAAAUCUAAUGGAAUUGGAAUAUUAAUAUGUGGUAGUGGAGUUGGAAUUUCAAUGAUGGCGAAUAAAGUUAAGGGAAUCAGAUGUGGAUAAGUGAAUGAUUAUGAUUCAACAUUAAAAGCGAUUGAAAUAGGAUGCAAUGUCAUUUCAUUCGGUGCAAGAACUGUUGGAAUUGAAAUUGCUAAGCAAAUUGUUGACACUUUUCUUUCUAAUUAUAGUAAGAUGGAGAACAAUGGAGUUGAAAAAGAAAUUUCAACAAUUGAAGAAGAAAACUAUAAAAAAUGA
This is a messenger RNA of Paramecium octaurelia, 453 nucleotides long. Lineage: Eukaryota; Ciliophora; Oligohymenophorea; Peniculida; Parameciidae. The record is from the annotation of a GenBank genome assembly.